AUGGGUAGGCCAAGAAAAGAGAUUAGUGACGAGAAGAUCAUCAAUUUUCAAAGAGAACUGGAAUUAGCAGGUGACAGAACAGAUGUCCUCUUACAGGAUAAGAAAGGUAGAUCAAAAUCUUGUUUGCUUUGUAGAAGAAGGAAACAACGUUGUGAUCAUAAAUUACCAAGUUGUACAGCCUGUCUGAAAGCUGGUGUCAAAUGUGUACAACCUGCAAGAUAUUCGACUGCUUCAAAUAAUGUCACUCAAAAAUUAUCAGCUACUCUAGAGAUAUCAACCGAUACCACUACUCCAAUAGCAGCUAAUACCAUUACAAAAACAACACCCACCAACACCACUAUCACUACUGCUACUACUACCACUACUACAUCACAUGUAUCAAAACCAAAUAAGAAAGUCGUUUUAUCACCAACUUCAAAUAUAUCUAAAGACGAAUAUACCAUAUUAUUAGAGAAAAAAUUAAAAUAUUUAGAAAAAUUAAUCGAUUUAAAUCCAGAAACUCAAACUUUCCAUAAAAAAUUAUCUCAAUAUAAGAAAAUUACUCAUUUAUUAGGUGAUCUCAAUCCAAAUGAUUUAGAAUCAAUACUUUCGUAUCGAAAUAAUACUCCUCCACCACCACAACCGUCAUCACAACAACAACAGCAGCAGCAGCAGCAUCAACAGAAUACAAAGAUUUUACCGCCAAUUAAUCGCUAUUCAACUAUACCAGCUCUAUCUAAGGAUUCUUUAGAUUCAAUUGAUUUCUCAAAAUGCAUUUUUUCAAAAUAUAAUUUAAAUGAAUUUUUAAACUAUGAUCCUGCUUUUGAAUUCGAUGAAAAUUUAUCAAGAUUAUUUCUUGACACUUUUUUCACUAGAUUACAAUUUAAAUAUCCACUAUUAGAUGAAAAUGAAAUUUACACUUUCCAUGAAAAUUAUAUUAAUAAUAAUAUUUAUGCUUAUUCAGAAAUUGACUUCCAUUUUUCAUGUGGUAGAAUGUGGUUAGUUUAUUCAAUUGCUGCAUGCUUACAUAUGACUACAGGGAAAUAUAAAGGUCAACCACCAGUACGUUACUUUUCUACUGCCAUAAGACAUAUUACAAGAUGUACUUCACAUUUAAAUUACGUUCAACAAAUUGAAUUACUUUGUCUGUUAAUAUUGUAUUUAUUAAGAACGGAUAGAGAUUCAAUGAUGUUAUAUGAUAUUAUUAAAGAUGUUGUUUCCAUUGCUAAGAAUAAUUUACAAUUAAAUAAAUGGCGUAAUGAUGAUCCUUUUGCAAAUAAGAAAUUAAGAUUAUUUUGGUGUGUCUAUCUAUUAGAAAGAAUGAUUUGUGUCGCCGUCGGUAAAAAAUAUACAAUAUUAGAAUCUGAAAUUAAUUUACCUUAUUUUAGUGAAAAUUCAUUUAAUACUAAGAAUUCUAAAAUAAAUCGUGGUAUUCAUUUUAUAAAUCAAUCUUUAAAAUUAAGAAGAAUUGAAUCACAAUUUGUGGAAAUUUUAAAUAUUUUACCACAAAAAUAUAAUAAUUCUUCAAUUGAUAAAUCCAAAUUAAUUUCACAAUUACCAUUAGUUAAGAAAUUUUUCCACGAUUUAGAAGUUUGGAGAUCAAAUUGUAAUUUAACUUUUGUUAAAAAUUUCGAAAAUGAAACGUUGAAAUUGUAUUAUUAUCGUUCUGUAAGACUUUUAAUUCAACCAUUCUUAGAAGUAUUACCUCCUGAUGAUAGAUUAUUUAGAGAAUGUCAAGCUGCUGCUGGACAAACUUGUCAAUUAUACAAAAUAUUCCAUCAAAGAACAAUCACGGGUCAUUCCACACCAGCUGUCCAUACUGUAUUUGUUGCAGGUGUCACUUUAAUUUAUUGUAUGUGGCUAGCAAGAAAUUUUGAUGAUGAAAAACGUAAAAAAUUAGGUGAUGUAUCUAAAAAUACAAGACCAAUUGUAACAGCAAGUUUAUUUUCAACAAUGGAUGAUUUAAGAGCUUGUUCAGUUUGUCUAUAUGUAAUGACUGAAAGAUCAAAUUUUGCAAGAAUUUUCAGAGAUACUUUUGAUCAAUUGAUGAAUGCAACAAUAGGUAAUUUAAUUGAAAGAUGUGGACCAAAUUCAUCUGAAUUAAUUUAUAUGAAGAAAAAGAAAAAUGGCUCAAUGUCAAAGGAUGAUAUUGAUGACAAUUCAAGUGUUGGUACAAAUAAAGAUAAUUUAUCAAUGUAUUCAAAUAAUUCAAAUGGUGAUGGUAUGCCACCAGCGGUAAAGAGAACAUUUGGUAAAAACCAAGCUCAAGAACAUGCUGGUUUUGUUGAAAAUUCACAAGUAGAUUUAGCUGAUCAAGAAGAAUUCAAGAAGAGACAAGGUGUUCUUGAAAAAUCAACCGUUCCAAAAAGUUUAUCACAUUUGUUAACUAAUGAUGACGAUACAGAUUCAAGAUCUCAUAGUAAUUAUUACGAUAAUAAUAAUAAUAAUAAUAAUAAUAAUAAUAAUAAUACUAGUACCUCUAAUUUAUUAAACGAUAAUGAGUCUAAAUCAAGUGAUGAUUCCAAAAAUGAAAAUAUUUAUAUCGUUAAAAAGCCAAUAAAUUUGAAUGAUUUUGACUGGAAAACUUUCGAACACCAAGCUUUCUUACAACAGCAUUUUGCACAACAAAAUUUACAAGCAUACUUGACUUCAUUGAAUUUAGCUGAACAUAAUAAUAGUAAUAAUAGCAACAAUAAUGCUAGCAACGUUGUUAAGAAUGAAUUGCCAAUUAAUUUAAUUAAUCUACAAUUCCCUCCAAGCGUCGAGCCUAUGCCAUUUACAUUACGUCAGGUUCCUAUCCAACAGAAUAUGACUCCAACUCCACCAAUUUCAUUGAAUGAAACUGCAUCAUUAUCAAGUGAAACAAGACAUAGACCAACAAAUGCUAGUGGAAUUUUGUUCUAUAAUGGUACUCAUGAUAUGAUCAAUAACAUUUCGACAUGGACAAAUGAUGCUGUAAAAGAUGAAAUAACUGAAAACGGUAACGAACAAGGAAAUUCGGGUGGCCAUAGUAGUACCAUCUCAAGUAACAUGCAUAAUACCUCUACCGCUACUACUACUACUAGUAGUACUAGUAAUAAUAACAAUAACAAUAAUAAUAAUAAUAAUAUUAAUUCUGCUACUGAUAAUAAUUUAUCAGCUUCUUCGUCAGCCAAUUUGCUAAAUGUUAAAAGUAAACCCGGCGAAGAAUUCUGGACUGUUAAUGACGAUUAUGGGUUCUUCACUUAA
This is a messenger RNA of Kazachstania africana CBS 2517, 3207 nucleotides long. RefSeq lists its product as uncharacterized. Gene Ontology annotation, molecular function: zinc ion binding; sequence-specific DNA binding; DNA-binding transcription factor activity, RNA polymerase II-specific. The coding region runs from base 1 to 3207 and encodes 1068 amino acids. The record is from RefSeq and is a predicted model, not a curated record. Gene Ontology annotation, biological process: positive regulation of transcription by RNA polymerase II; DNA-templated transcription. Lineage: Eukaryota; Fungi; Ascomycota; Saccharomycetes; Saccharomycetales; Saccharomycetaceae. The transcript has a single exon.